GAAGCACAACAAAAAGGCCUGAAGAAGAUGCAAGCCAACAAUGCCAAGGCCAUGAGCGCACGUACUGAGGCUAUCAAGGCCCUGGUCAAGACCAAGGAGGCCAAGCCCACGAUCCCAAAGGGCAGCAGCCGCAAGCUCAGUCGACUUGCCUACAUUGCUCACCCCAAGCUUGGGAAACGUGCUUGCACCCGCAUGGCCAAGGGGCUCCGGCUGUGCCGGCCAAAGGCCAAGGCCCAAACCAAGCCCCAGGCUGCAGAUGUGGCUCAGGCUCUGGCUCGGGCCCCCAAAGGUACUCAGGCCCCCCAAAGUGCCCAGGCCCCUGCAAAGGCUCCGUAGUAGCCUCUGUCCGCUGGCAUGAGGACAGAAGGACUGGUGUGCCCCCCGGGAUGGGGUCCUCCUGUGGUGUCUGUGCAAAUAAACCCGAGGCAGGGUCUGUCC
Phyllostomus discolor (pale spear-nosed bat) is the source of this 438-nucleotide messenger RNA. Its product is annotated as 60S ribosomal protein L29-like. The record is from RefSeq and is a predicted model, not a curated record. NCBI's taxonomy places the organism in Eukaryota, Metazoa, Chordata, Mammalia, Chiroptera, Phyllostomidae. The transcript has a single exon. Bases 28 to 336 code for a protein of 102 amino acids.